This is a messenger RNA of Corythoichthys intestinalis (scribbled pipefish), 1661 nucleotides long. RefSeq names its product mediator of RNA polymerase II transcription subunit 1-like (gene med1l). The record is from RefSeq and is a predicted model, not a curated record. Gene Ontology annotation, biological process: cellular response to thyroid hormone stimulus; regulation of transcription by RNA polymerase II. Bases 163 to 1581 code for a protein of 472 amino acids. The transcript is spliced from 16 exons. Gene Ontology annotation, molecular function: nuclear vitamin D receptor binding; nuclear retinoic acid receptor binding; transcription coregulator activity. Gene Ontology annotation, cellular component: mediator complex. NCBI's taxonomy places the organism in Eukaryota, Metazoa, Chordata, Actinopteri, Syngnathiformes, Syngnathidae.
UCGUACACUUUUUGUCCUGUUAGUAUAAUUAUUUCUGUUUUAAAUCUGAUUUUUAUAGCAUUUGUUUAUCAAAACCCAAUAUUCACUACUAAUUGGUUCAUUCCCUUUAAAAGCCUCCACCUUUGAAUUGGAUGAACCAAGCAUCAGAGAGUAAGACUAGUGAUGAACUCCAUUUUAUCACAUCUCCAUUCAAAGUAUGCAGCAAAGACCUGGAAUGAGACUUUCCAGCUAGUGAGAAGAUGCAUGGACAAACCCAGAGAUGACGGCAAACCCUGUCAGCCGCUACUUCGAGCUCUGGAAAGGCUCCAAGAGGUGUUUACCGCGUCUUCUGUGAAUGUCACAAGAUCUUAUUUGGAGGUGGCGGCCGAACAACGAGGACUGGGUUUCCACGUUACGGAGGCUACGUGCUACCUGACGGCCGACCUCUUCUACCUGGAGGUGACUUUGCUGCCGUGUGGCGGCGUGGAAGACAUCAAAGUGGCACCGCACGGAGGAGACCCGGUUAGUUGCGAUUCCCUCCUGCAGCCUCUCAGGUCGAAAAACUUUGCAGACUUCUCCACUAAACUCCGAGACCUCGUCAGCCAGUACGACAUCCCCGGAGACAAUGACACGAAAUUCAAACUAUUCACAGCUCUACAACAUCUCUGGAAAGACUUGCGAGCCAUGUCCCAUUUACCCAGGGUUGGAAAAGACGGCAAGCAAAAAAUGGACUCAAUUAAUGACGGCUUGCUCGGUUGCUUAGUGGCCGAAAAAGCAGAUUAUCCUUUGACCAUCCACUUCUACUUGGUCCCAAGCGGCGAAGAGAAUAGAGCCCACGGUGCUCAUUUAGCAGACAGUCAGUCAGCCCGGGUGACUGUGGGCGCCAGUCAUGUGACGCAAAAACUCCAAAUGGCCUCAGUUUUCCAGUUACCUCUACAACUGGACCUGCAAGGUUUUCCCAUGUUGGACCCGCCGAAUGAAGAGUUUCCCGCCUGCUUUGUGCUUCGCUUGCAGCCGUCCAUACCUGUGAUGAAGUCUUUCCUUGAUAAGAUCCACCACAUUACAGAAGUUGUAGUAACGGCCACUGACCUGCAGUGGGGGUCAUUUCCUAAACUUCUGUUGAAAGGCUCAAAAAGUGAGCGUGGCGGCUUCUCCGCUCUGGCUCUCCCCCCGCAAACCUUCGUGUUUCCCGAAGAGGCGUGGAAAGGGCCCUCUCACGCGGGGACGCUGACGGACGCCGUCCCUUUCAGGCAGGCCGCUCACGUGCCGCGAAUCGUGGAGGUACUGCGGCAUCAGUGUGCCAUCAACGCCUUGUUGAAGAGCUGCGCCGACCAAGCUGCAGAUCAACAGCAACUUUUUGAAGUACGUCCAGAGAGUGACACCAGCUUUUCUGUGACUUUCCAGCCACCAAAUACGGACUCCCUUGCUGUUUUACUUGUGAGCGUUCCAAAUUCACAUCAGCUCACGUGCCAAUUAUACGGCGUGGGGACGGACGAUUCCUCCCUUGAGGAGCACGUUUCCGGCAUCAUUGAGCGGUGCAUGUCUAUCCCGCUGGCCGUCCAAGCAUUGUACAGAAAGUUGAAGCCUCCCGCUGACCUUUGACCCACCGGCCAAGCAACAAUGGGCAAGAACGACAGCAAUUUCUACAUGAUAGUUUGGGUACUCAAUAAAUAUGACUGGUA